Molecule: messenger RNA, 859 nt
Organism: Spodoptera exigua (beet armyworm)
Lineage: Eukaryota; Metazoa; Arthropoda; Insecta; Lepidoptera; Noctuidae
Source: the annotation of a GenBank genome assembly
AAGCAUGCCUCCUAUUUUGCGUGGAGAAAUACUUCUGGACCGGAUGGGCGCACAAGCGCGCGUUAACUACGAACAACUGAAAAAAGAUGCAAUGGACUUAGAACUGCAAAUUAAACAACUACAAGAAAGCCUGGAUCAACUGGGUCGACAUCAAAGCAGGGGUAUCGAGAGUAAUCUUUACAACAAAGUAAACGAAAUACAGGAAGAUAUAUCUGUAAAGAAAUACGACUACAGAGCAACACAACUGCAUCUAGCCGCUGUCAGAGCUCAGAGGGAGCUGUUCGCGGCAAAGGCAGAUAGCGGAGCUGCGGCAGUCGAUCGAAAGUUGUCAUCAUCAUCGGCUGGAAGCAUGAAGAAUAAGUGGUUAAAGGCUUUCCGAAGCCUGAAGCCGCCUAGCGCUCCCCCACCCCAUGCUGCGCCACCAGACAAGAGGAAUGGAGCGGCAAGAGACGCAAUGCGCGCCGGCGGAGAUUCCGAGGCACAUAAUUUUCAAGAAUACACCUACAAGAAAAUCACGCCUUGCGAUGUUUGCUCACAAGUGCUACGAGGUCACACUCGCCAAGGGCUUCGUUGUCGAUUAUGCAAAUUGAACGUGCACACCGACUGCAUGCCGCAAGUCGGCAGGUGUCAGACCAAAUCUCGACUCCUGCGCCGACAGAAGAGUACUUCCGAGAUAGAGUCUCACAGAGUGCUGGAAACAGCCUUCGACGAUGAAAAGACGGAGGUGACGACCACACGACCUUUCGGACAGCCCCUAUGUUUAGUUAACGAAAACGGCGAUCCACCGCCUUCAAUUCUCAAGUCCACAGCGAGCGUCCGCAAGAAAUGAUUAGCGAGAUAGCAAACCCAAGGGAUCGAG